AAGCCAAGAGAUUACAACAGAACUUGGAGUUUCACGACCACCUCCUGAACUGCCUGAGUAAAUAAGCUAGUAAGUAGUUCUUGUGCUGGUUGUACUUGUCUGCACAACCAAUUCCUUCCUUCGACAUGACCGUGAUGUCCACAUCCUCAAGAAUGCCGAUGCCCAGUGCGAUUUCGUUGCCGGCACCCACGAGGCCGUCCUUGCGAAGAGCAACCGCAAGCACCAAGCGUGCAAAAGCUGCUCCUGCACUUGUCAUCUACAAGUUCGCCGCUCAUCUAGGAACGACGUCCUUGCUCAACUACGAUGAAAUUUUCGUCAACGCCGCGGCUAUGGUGUCCUCGCAUGCUUCGUCGUCCACCUCCUCGACGUCGUCAAAAUCUGGCGCGUCUCGCGUCACGCGGAAUAAAAUUACAAAGACCACCUCUACUGCUGGAAAAAAGAACCUCCGCUCUACCACCACGGCGAAAAUCAAAACGGCGAGAAAGAACAAAAUUGUUUUCGCCACUUCGUAUUGCAGUACGGAACAAAACGGAGACCCCGACCCAAGUUACUGCAUUCGAAGCAAGAAGCCAGAAGAUCAACCUGAGCCUGGCAUGACCGGGAGUCAGAAAAUGUUCGAUGAGUGCGUUUUGACCAGCGAUGUGAACACGGACGAUCCUGCGAAAAUCAUGGAGCUGCAACUGGACUCCGGCGGAAAAAGGACCACGCGCUGCAGCAGCAUUUCUUCAUCUGUGGGCAGUUCCUCGUCUGUGAACGACGAGAUGCACAUGCAGUCUCAAGAACAGGAAUACAACCAGGUUGUUCUGGAGAAAGACGGCGACGAACAACUCGUGGGCGGCUGGUCGCCCUGUCUGGUGCUUUACGACGGCACGCCGGAAACGGCCUGGGCGCAGGGCUGCGGGGUGCACAUUGUCGGGAAUGGCGAAAACUGCAAGAAGGAGUGCACGACAUCCGAGCAGUUUGUGGGCGGCUGGUCGCCCUGUCUGGUGCUUUACGACGGCACGCCGGAAACGGCCUGGGCGCAGGGCUGCGGGGUGCACAUCGUCGGGAAUGGCGAAAACUGCAAGAAGGAGUGCACGACAUCCGAGCAGUUUGUGGGCGGCUGGUCGCCCUGUCUGGUGCUUUACGACGGCACGCCGGAAACGGCCUGGGCGCAGGGCUGCGGGGUGCACAUCGUCGGGAAUGGUGACAAUUGCAAGACCGAAUGCGAAGAUUGGAAAAAGAGAAACAAGGAAGAAGACCAAGUAUUCGAGGGCACCAAAGAAAUGCCCCCAGUUGAUGUUGCGCAGCAGAAAGAUCUGA
Molecule: messenger RNA, 1302 nt
Organism: Amoebophrya sp. A120
Lineage: Eukaryota; Dinophyceae; Syndiniales; Amoebophryaceae
Source: the annotation of a GenBank genome assembly